AUGCCAGGCGGCCUCGUCACGCGCCGUACCCAGUUCUCCAGCUGCGACGAGUGUCGCCGAUCGCGCGUUGCCUGCGACGCGGCCCAGAGCCGCAACGCCGCCGCUGGAGAAGCGCCCGCCUCUUGCACGCGCUGCCGCAACCGCCACAAAUCAUGUACCUUCAAGUGGAUCCAAGAUGCCAAAGCGAGCGGCGGCGGCAGCUCUGGUGGAGCGAAGCGCAAGGGACGUCGCAGGAUUGCAUCUCACCCCUCAAGUGACACGUCGUCGACCCAGGGUAGCAGAGCUUCCGCGGGUAAUGAGGGGUUUGCCCUCGGCUCUGAGCGCGGUGCUCACCGGGAGAGCCUGACAACCUCGGUGUUGUCGACUGGUUCAACUCCGUUUGUUGCGCCCUCGCCGACAUAUUCGACUAUUACGGCGCAAAACACGGGCCUCCUUGGUGAUGCUGACUCUAAGUGGUUGGAGACCUUGUAUAGGGAAGGCUUUGAAGCUGUGUUCGGGUCGUGGAUGGGGAGAUAUAGCUGCCCUUUCUUGUUUGGACAUAACCUCGCCGACAAGUAUGUCAGCAUCUCAGACCUCUGCUGCCAUCUCGAUGGAUGCAUGGCUGAUGCCGCCGCAAACAACGGGCAGUCACCAGGGAGAGGGAGCCAGAGGUGUUGCUUGAUCGAGCAAUCACUUCAGAGCACCAUUGCCUCAUUCUCUGCACGAUGGCUGCCCAUUAGCUCUCGAACCGCACUUUCAGACAACGAUUACCGUGUACUUGUUCAAGCUCUCUGGCGGCAUGCACGAAGAGACAUGCUUAGAAUCAUCAACAGACCUUCCUACCGAUCAAUGCUAUCGCUUCUUCUGUUUGCCCUGACUCCGAUUCCAGACGGGAUCUCGGAGGAGGAAGAAGCUGAUGGCAUCUCGGGACAAGCUUGUGUCCACGCAGCUUUGCAGCAGAUCCAGACUCUGAGGGCUCGACAGAAGAAUCUUCAGUUCAGUGGCUCCAAGGUCUCCCCAUCACUCAAGUCACAAGGCAUAGUCACAACACCAGAGUCGAUCGAGACAUCAGGCUUCAUCAAUGCCGAGAGCACUGCAUACUGGGCCGCCUUGACGUUUGAUACCUCGGCUUCCUUGACACUCAACUGUCGUCCUCUGCUUUCUUCAGGCUUAUUUGGAUUCGAGUCUGAACUGCCAUGGCGACUAGUCAGAACCUGUGCCAAAAUGUUUGACGAGACUGCGCAGCAUUGGAGUCGAGGAAGUUCUGACAUGACGGACGAGAGGGCGAACCAGAUCAUCGCCGCAGGAGCAUCUUGGAAGUUGUUGGGAUGGAAGUUGACUGCCAUCUUUAAAGAGGCACUCCGAGAUGGGCAUGACGAGUCUGAAGUUCGCAAGGCCUACCUGGCUGUGGUGGACUCCAUCAAGCAGUUUGGCACAGUCUACCGUCCGCUUCUUGAUGAGUGUCACAAGCGGAUGCAGUUUCUCGGACAGCAAACCAAGCUCCGAUGGUUUUCCCUCAUGCUUCACUAUCAUCUUAGCAUCUUGAUGCUCGUCGAUGUGAUUGAGGUCACAGAUCGUCAUGACCUACUAGCUGAUAUAGCAGACAUCAGCACAGACGCCGAGAACACUGUCAUGAAUACUCUGGCCUUUGGUCUGCACAAUACUUUUACACUGAGGCGACCGCCGGACCCGGACACCCUUGGUCAAGAGGGAGCUCGGGAGACAACUUUUACGGUUCCGAUCGUAUCCGUAGACCCCUAUCCGCACCAUGCUGUCGCGGGUGUGCAGCUUCUACGGAAGGCUAUUGACAGAGACUUUGGGGUUGGCAAGAUAACGGAUGAAACGUAUCAAAGCUUGUUGUCAACGCUGGAGCGAACGCUGAAGCAUCUUCCGCAGAGCUCCAAGUCUGUGCAGGCGGCUAUUGCCAAGUUCUCUUUGGGAGCACAGGAUGAAGCUGACGUCGAGAGGCGUUAUUCGGCUGCGAUUUUGGGUGUGCAAUAA
Fusarium keratoplasticum is the source of this 1980-nucleotide messenger RNA. RefSeq names its product Zn(2)-C6 fungal-type domain-containing protein. Gene Ontology annotation, molecular function: zinc ion binding; DNA-binding transcription factor activity, RNA polymerase II-specific. Gene Ontology annotation, biological process: regulation of DNA-templated transcription. The record is from RefSeq and is a predicted model, not a curated record. Bases 1 to 1980 code for a protein of 659 amino acids. The transcript has 4 exons. NCBI's taxonomy places the organism in Eukaryota, Fungi, Ascomycota, Sordariomycetes, Hypocreales, Nectriaceae.